CACAACAGUAGGUUGAAUUGUGAGACGAUCGACAGGGUAUAAGGCGUGGUUAAUAUCUGUUUAGAUUAUGAAAUAGAUGAUACAAGCUUUAUUAUAAUAUUUUUGUUGACGACAUAAAAAUAUGAUUGUUAUGCAAGUGGUCCCAAUAUUUACGUCUUCAUCAAACAUAGAGAGUGCAUGUAAAAUCAGUGUUUUCUUUGGAUGGAAAGGUUAUUAUUUUUUGUAAUAUCUAGCUUCGCAAUUACUUACUUUCUUUUGUGAUAAAUUUUAAAUGGAUAGCAAGGGAUAUCUACCUUGAUGCAGUUGAAGGCGAGCAAUGAGACUGAGCCGGUGAUGAUUAAUGUCACAAUCACGGCCGGAUGCUGGGAGGCGAGAUUCCUGAUAAGCCGUAAGAGGAGAACGAGUUCCAAUCUGUGCACCAUAGACAGAGGACAAGAAAGAUGGAGAAAUUCAGUUUUGGAGUGGAUCCUAUUACUACACAUGCUUGGAACCAUGACCGAACACAAAUAGCAGUUUCUGCUAACAAUAAUUUGGUUGACAUCUAUCAAAAGUGUGAUGAUGGAUGGGAGAAAACACACACCUUGAGUGAGCACACCCAGCGAGUGACCAGUGUUGACUGGGCCCCGAAGAGCAACAUGAUUGUCACAUGUGGAUCAGAUCGUAAUGCCUAUGUGUGGAUCCAGAACGGCAAUAACGAAUGGAAGCCCUCUCUUGUUAUCCUACGUAUAAACCGUGCUGCCACCUGCGUGCGAUGGUCACCUUUAGAAAACAAGUUUGCCGUUGGUAGCGGUUCCAGAUUGAUAUCCAUCUGUUAUUUCGACCAAGAUCAUGACUGGUGGGUCAGCAAGCACAUCAAGAAGCCGAUCCGUUCCACCGUGACCACCGUUGACUGGCAUCCUAACAAUAUUCUACUGGCAUGCGGAUCAACUGACUUCAAGGUCAGGGUAUUCUCUGCCUAUGUGAAAGACAUAGAGGCGAAACCGAGUGGUAAUGUGUGGGGUUCCAAGCUACCCCUUGGUGCGUGUCUGAUGGAGUUUGGACAAAGUGGUGGAUGGGUUCAUGAUGUGUCCUUUGAUGCGAGCGGUAACCGCCUAGCUUGGGUCAGCCAUGACAGCACCAUUAACAUGGUCAAUGCUACUGCUGAUUUUGCAGUGAGCCAAACGAAACUUGCGAAUCUACCUUGCAUGACCUUGCAGUGGGUGGGACCAGAUAGUAUCGUUGCAGGAGGACAUGAUUGCUGGUUGCUGCGAUUCAGCGUUGAUGAAAGCAACAAUCUCACCUUUGAGGGAAGAGUUGGUUUCUCGCGAAAGAGAACUGAAGAGAAAGUAACUGCCAUGUCAAUGUUUCAGAGUAUGGACAAGCGAGCUACAGUAGAAGACGACAGCAAGAGGACGUCCAUUCAUCAAAACUCUAUCGUACAAGUGCUCAUUCACUCAGGGGGCAGGGAGGCCGUCACCAAACUCUCAUCUGUCGGUGCCGACGGACUGCUCGUCGUGUGGAACCAGCACUCCCUACAGGCCAGCAUCGGGGGCAGCACAUUCAACAUGCUCGCGGAGACCAUCAAUCAAGUUAACAUUGCGUCUCAAGACUAGGCAACAUUGCUGCCUUUGGAUGAUCUUCGAAGGUUUGCCGGACUGUAGAAGAGAAACGAGGGAGAGCUUUGCAGUUUACGCCUCAUUGCUUUUACUCUCCACUUCUCAUCUACUCAUCACCGCUGGGUUUUCUCAACUCUUCUGCUCUUCUUCCACUCAAUGGUGUUUUAAGGUUUGCCGGACUGUGGAAGAGAAAACGUGGGAGAGCUUUGCGGUUUGCGCCUCAUCGCUUUUACACUCUACUGCUCAUCUUCUCAUCACGGCUCAUCCUCAUCACCGCCGGGUUUUCUCAACUCGUCUGCUCUUUUUCCACUCAAUGGUAUUUUAAGGUUUGCCGGACUGUGGAAGAGAAAACGUGGGAGAGCUUUAACAGUUUACGCUUCAUUGCUUUUACUCCCCACUUCUCAUAUACCCAGUAUUUAACCCAUUCUCUGUGCCGCAUAUAUGACGUUGAACAAAAGAGGGCGACAUAUCUUGCAUGCUGAGUCAACAAAGUCUUCUUACUAACAUAGCGGGUUGAGACUUAGGGAGUCCCACGAAAAUAACAGGAAGUUCCAUAAAAAAAUGAUGAUUUUCAAGCCACCAAAAUGCAAUGAAUAAAUCCUGGUGUCACCUAUGUAGAGGCUAUGAUAUUGUCAGGAGGGUUUAUAAAGCCUGAAUACAGUAGUAUAUGAUCUGAUAAGUAUGCUUGAUGUUACUUUUCUGUAUAAUUAUUUUCUUCAAGAUGAGGGAAGAAACCUGGGAUCCUCUCCUAUGAUCUUGCAUGAGAGCAUACAUGUGCUGAUGAUCAGGAGAGGGUGUCAUGGAAGGGCUUGUCAGACAAAAUAUCUGACAAAGACUUGAAUAUCUGGCAGAUUCCAUAGAGACGGUCAGACACCUGUGCUUCUCAGCCAAUCAAAAUCAAGGAAAUGCAGGAUGUGCUGCCCUCUUUUGUUGAAAUUCAGGCAGGUGGUAGGAAAAACUGACAGGAAGCAGCAUAGUCAUAAUGGUUCAUCUUACUAGGUGCUGCAUGGCUGAACAUGUAAUUGAAUAAUUAUUUAAUAGUUUGAUUUAUAUAAGUCUUCCAGUUGUGUUUUGCAUUAUUCUUUUUUCUUUCACUAUUUGAUUUUAAUGAUCAUGCUUGAAAAAAAGUUAGUAAUUUUGUCCAGGAUUGAAAAUCAAAAUCAUUGAUUCAUCCACUAAUUCAAUCACAAUUGCAAUCCUUUAGGUCAGACACGAAUGGCCAGAGUACUAUGAGCAGGUUAUUUAUGAAUAUAUAUAUAUAUAUACAAAUUCAUGAUAAGGGUACUACCAUACCACUAAGUAUUCUUCAGGCAGGCAUUGUAUCUAUGUAUCGCAUGCCACUGUGCUGAGCAACCUGAAAGAUCUAAAUGCUGGAUGUGCUUUAUAGGUAAGUUGUAUGUAAAUGUCAAUUAUUUAAUUACCUUAUUAUGAUAGAUAAUAAUUUCUAUUUUGUCUGAAAGUAUCAUUGAUUAUACAUAGAUUCUUGUCAAAAGCAAAUAUAAGGUAACUCAUCCCUUUACAGAAAUUAUGUAUUCAAUUUUAGUACACGGUAUGUAUUAAUAUUCACAAUAUGAUAAUUUUUUUGUGUAUUCACUUUAUAUGCAUGAUUAGACUGCAUUGAAAUGGUAUUGUAAGAGGAGGCAUGACAGCUCAUUCGGUAGAGAGGUGGUUUCGCAAUUUGGUGACCCAGGCUCCGAUUUCCACUUGGUGCAAUCGUGCCCUUUUUAAAUUUGGAAGGCAUUUAUCCUUAUUGCCCGGUCGUUGGAGAGGACCUUACAGGGAUGGUCCGGGCUGAAAGUAUUUAUAGCUUAACAA
Molecule: messenger RNA, 3410 nt
Organism: Lytechinus pictus (painted urchin)
Lineage: Eukaryota; Metazoa; Echinodermata; Echinoidea; Temnopleuroida; Toxopneustidae
Product: actin-related protein 2/3 complex subunit 1A-A-like
Exons: 12
Coding region: 441-1592 (383 amino acids)
Biological process (GO): Arp2/3 complex-mediated actin nucleation
Cellular component (GO): actin cytoskeleton; Arp2/3 protein complex
Molecular function (GO): actin filament binding
Source: RefSeq, a predicted model, not a curated record